Condylostylus longicornis is the source of this 1512-nucleotide messenger RNA. Its product is annotated as enhancer of split mbeta protein-like. The record is from RefSeq and is a predicted model, not a curated record. The transcript has a single exon. Bases 479 to 1417 code for a protein of 312 amino acids. Gene Ontology annotation, molecular function: DNA-binding transcription factor activity, RNA polymerase II-specific; protein dimerization activity; RNA polymerase II cis-regulatory region sequence-specific DNA binding. Lineage: Eukaryota; Metazoa; Arthropoda; Insecta; Diptera; Dolichopodidae. Gene Ontology annotation, cellular component: nucleus. Gene Ontology annotation, biological process: anterior/posterior pattern specification; regulation of transcription by RNA polymerase II; regulation of neurogenesis.
AGUGGAAUUGAGAAGAAAAAGAACGUUCGUUUUUCACAAGAGUUUUAAAACUGAAUUUUGCGAUCGCUCUGUUAUUGUGUAGUAUAAAACAAAACGGGAAAUAAUAUGAACGAAUCAUUUAUCGCGCAGUCUCAGACUAGUAAAGAACGUUCGGAUUAAUAUUAAAAGAGAAGAAAAAUAAUUAAAAAAAAAAAAUACGAAAAUUUAUUUUAUAAAGGAAUUCAAGAAAAAAAUUGACUUUAAUGAAAAACAAAAAAAUAUUUUAAUUAAACCAAAUUUAAGUGAUCUUAGAACAAUUAAAGGAAUAAAUAAAUUGAAAAAAAUAAAUUCUUAGUGAAUGUUAUCAAUUAUUAUGAAAAGGAUAUAAAAAAAAUUAAAAAAAAAAAUUAAUAAAAUUAAUUUUUAACACUCAAAAAAGUCUUCCAAAAAUAAAAUUAAAAAAAAAAAUUUUAAAUUAAAAGUGAAAAGAAAAAAAAUAAUGGUAUUAGAAAUGGAAAUGUCAAAAACAUAUCAAUAUCGUAAGGUUAUGAAACCAAUGUUAGAACGUAAACGUCGUGCUCGUAUCAAUAAAUGUUUAGAUGAAUUAAAGGAUAUUAUGGUUGAAUGUUUAACACAAGAAGGCGAGCAUAUAACACGUUUAGAAAAAGCUGAUAUUCUUGAAUUAACUGUUGAACAUAUGAAAAAAUUACGUGCACAAAAACAAUUACGUAUACAAAAUGGUAAUGGUAAUGUUAAUGGCUUAGAUGCUGCUAAAUUAUCUGUAGCGGAAAGUUUUCGUGCCGGUUAUGUACAUGCUGCCAAUGAAGUAUCAAAAACAUUAGCAACAGUACCUGGUGUUAGUGUUGAUUUAGGUACACAAUUAAUGAGCCAUUUGGGACAUCGUUUAAAUUAUUUACAAGUUGUUGUACCAACUGCUGUUAUAACAACACAAAAUUCUGGUUCAUCAACAUCAUCAUCAUCAUCAGGACCAACAUCAAUUACUGGUACAACAAUUGGUAUUGGUGGUAAUAUAACAUCUGCAUUAGCAGCAUUUACAAAUAAUACAUCAACAACAUCAAUACCAAUUAUUUCAUCAUCAUCAUCACCAGUAUCAACAACAUCUUCAUCAUCAUCACAUAUAACAACAAAUUUUGGUGGAUAUUUUGAUCAUCAUACACAUCAUCAUCAACAGCAAUAUCAACAGCAAUUACAACAGCAGCAUACAAGACAACAUUUACAGCAACAACAACAACAACAACAUCAAAAUAAUACUAAUGUUCAAUUAAUGCAACAUGGACAACAAGAAACAACAUCUGUUAUUAGAAUACCAGUUAUAACACCACCACCAUCAGAAUGUAGUAGUGAUAGAAGUUGUAGUCCAAGUCCAAGUGAAUCACAAACAACAAAUGGUAAUGGUCAACCAUGGAGACCAUGGUAAGAAUAUCAGAAAAUAUGUAUUAUAAAAAAUAUAAUUUUAAUUUUGUAAAUUGUUAAAAUAUAAAUCCCAAACUAUAUUCCAAAAAAAAAAUUAAA